CUUCUUCAGAAGAGUUGCCGUUUGAUUUUUGGUACCUAUGAGAACCCGCCUUUUCGGCACCCACCUAUCCCCUUCCUUUGGACUCGCUACUCACAGCUGAAGAAAAGGAUUAUCGAUAGGAUUGUUUGUUGGAAGAACUUGAACAUCUACUCCAAUCUUUGGAUUUCUACAAGCGGCAAAGUUAAGCAGUCUUUGUAACCAGGAGAAGUUCUUUGUAAAAGGAGAAAACAAAAUUCUCCGGAUUCAGCCUCUCUCGUUCCCCAAGAAAAAACUAAACGGGAUCAGUCCGAUCCAGGACUUUGGGCCAAGUCUAGACAUCCCAUCUGAUACUAAGGCAGAACAGCUGGAUGGGAAACACAUCUGGACCUUCAUAGAGCUCCUAGCGCCCUCUGCAGCCAGCCGGGCCUGGGACAGGAGGACCGGUGAGAGGGACUCACGAUCUCACACCCCUCCAAUUCCUUACCACACCCGCGGACCCCACCCAGUCCGAUCUAUGAGGCAAGGCGGGAGCCCCCAACUUCUCGAUACAGAAACAGGGCGUGGGGAUACCAGAUCCCACGGAACCUGCGGGGCCGUUGCAAACGCUCCGCCCGCUGUGAACUUCCUCCUCCUCCCUCCUCUCCACCCCUUUCACCCCUUGCUGCCAGCUUGCGCCGGGUGGCGGGGCGCCGGAGACACGCGGCUGUGUCCGCGGUGCACUUGGGGCGCUUUUCUCUGCCCGUUGGUGCACAACUUUUGAGCUGCGUGCGGCUUGUUGGAUGUCCCGAACAGGGAGAGCAUGGCUUGGAAAGAAAAUCGAGAGGCUGGCUCCCCAGGAGUGGCCAUCUGGAAGGCGGUGAUUAUCCUCUGCCUUCAGAUCCCGAGAAUCCAUCCCUACAACUUGGACACGGAAAACCCGCUACUCUUUAACGGACCCAAAGGGACCUUGUUUGGUUAUUCAGUCGUCUUGCACAGCCAUGGGGACAACAGAUGGCUUGUGGUGGGAGCCCCCACCGCCAACUGGCAAACCAACGCUUCAGUGGUCAACCCUGGUGCAGUUUUCAGAUGCAAGAUUGGAGAAAAUCCUAAUUGGACUUGCGAACAACUACAGCUGGGCAGCCCUGCUGGAGACUACUGUGGAAAGACAUGUUUAGGAGAAAGAGACAAUCAAUGGUUGGGAGUCAGUCUUUCCAGACAGCCAAAAGACAAUGGAACUAUUGUGGCUUGUGGACAUCGAUGGAAAAAUAUAUAUUACAUGAAAAAUGAAUAUAAGCUUCCUAGUGGUGUUUGUUACCUAAUGCCUCCUGACAUGAGAACAGAGCACAGUAAAAGAAUGGCUCCCUGUUAUCAAGAUAAUCUAAAAAAAUUUGGAGAACAGUAUACAUCAUGUCAAGCUGGAAUAUCUAGUUUUCACACAGAAGAUUUAAUUGUCAUGGGAGCCCCUGGAUCACAUUACUGGACAGGUUCACUCUUUGUGUACAGCAUUACAGCGAACAAGUACAAGGCUUUUGUGGACAGACAGAAUAAAGUAAAAUUUGGAAGCUAUCUAGGGUAUGCUGUUGGUGCUGGUCAUUUUCGAGAUCACCAACGUACAGAAGUAGUUGGAGGAGCUCCACAACAUGAACAGAUUGGUAAAGCAUACAUAUUCAGUGUUGAAGCAAGGGAACUGAAUAUAAUAUAUGAAAUGAAGGGGAAAAAGCUCGGUUCAUAUUUUGGAGCUUCAGUUUGUGCUGUGGAUCUCAAUGCAGAUGGCCUCUCAGAUUUACUUGUUGGUGCUCCUAUGCACAGUAUUGUCAGGGAAGAAGGAAGAGUUUUUGUUUACAUCAACUUGGGCUCAGAAGCAAAAAUGAAAGAAAUGGAAACUGAACUAGUUGGAAGUGACUCAUAUGCUGCAAGAUUUGGAGAAUCCAUAGUCAAUCUAGGGGACAUUGAUAAUGAUGGCUUUGAAGAUGUUGCCAUUGGAGCACCUCAAGAAGAUGAUUUACAUGGAGCUAUUUAUAUUUACAAUGGCAGAAUAGAUGGGAUAUCACCAUCCUUUUCACAAAGAAUCCAAGGACUUCAGAUCAGCCAGACCUUAAGCAUGUUUGGGCAAUCAAUAUCUGGAGGCAUUGAUGCAGAUCAUAAUGGAUAUUCAGAUGUAGCAGUUGGUGCCUUUCGGUCUGAUUCUGCUGUGGUGCUGAGGACAAGACCAGUAGUGAUUGUUGAGGCUUCUUUAAAACAUCCUCAAUCAGUGAACCGAACUAAAUUUGAAUGUACUGAAAAUGGACAACCUUCUGUAUGCAUGGACCUGAUCCUCUGCUUUUCAUAUAGAGGCCGAGCAGUUCCAGGCUAUAUUGUUUUGCUUUAUAAUAUGAGCCUGGAUGUGGGCAGAAAGGCUGACUCCCCAUCAAGAUUUUACUUUUCUGCUAAUGGAACAUCAGAUGUAAUUUCAGGAAGCAUCAGUGUAUCCAAUAUUACAGAAAACUGCAAGAGUCAUCAAGCAUUUAUGCGGAAAGAUGUAAGGGAUAUCCUUACUCCAAUUCAUGUUGAAGCAUCUUAUCAACUUGGGCAUCAUGUGAUCAGUAAAAGCAGCAUUGAUGGAUUUUCACCUCUUCAGCCAAUUCUUCAGCAGAAGAAAGAAAAAGAUAUAAUUAAAGAAAAGAUAACCUUUGCAAGGUUUUGCAGCCGUGAAAAUUGUUCUGCUGACCUACAAGUGUCUGCAAAAAUUGGAUUUCCAAAGCCACAUGAAAACAAAAAUUAUCUUGCAGUUGGAAGUAUGAAGACAUUAAUGUUGAAUGUUUCAUUGACUAAUGCUGGAGAUGAUGCAUAUGAUACAACUUUACACAUUCAUCUACCCAAAGGUCUUUACUUCAUUAAAAUUUUAGAACUGGAAGAAAAACAAGUGUAUUGUGAAGUAACAACCAAUUUGGGUGUAGUGAAACUUGUCUGUAGGGUUGGUCAUAUAUACAUGGAUCAUCUUUCAAAGGAAAAUCUUAGUUUUCUCCUGGAUGCAAGUUCACUUAGCAAAGCAGAAGAUGAUCUCAUCAUUACAAUUAAUGCUACCUGUGAAAAUGAAUGGGACAUGGACAGUCUGUUGGAUAAUAAUAUAACUUUAAGAAUACCCCUGAAGUAUGAGAUUAUGCUAAAUGUUCAUGGAUUUGUAACACCAGCAUCAUUUAUUUAUGGACCAAGUGAGGAAAAUGAACCUGAAGCUUGUAUGAUGGAGAAAAUCAAUUUUACUUUCCAUGUUAUCAAUGCUGGACCUAGCAUGGCUCCUAAUGUGAGUGUGGAGAUCAUGAUACCUAAUUCAUUUACCCCAUAUCACAACAAACUAUUCAACAUUUUGGAUGUCCAGACAACAGCUGGAAAAUGUGAUUUUGAUGAUUAUCAAAGGGUGUGCACUUUAUCACAAGAAAAGAGAAAAAUCGAACCACUAAAAGAUAUAGUUAAUUUCUUUUCAAAGACUGAUAAAAGGCUGAUGUACUGUCUAAAAAAUGAUCUACAUUGUUUAGUUUUCUCCUGCAAUUUUGGAAAAAUGGAAAGUGGAAAAGAAGCCAGUGUCCACAUUCAUUUGGAAGGUCGACCAUUAAUUUUAGAAAUGGAUGAGACCUCUGCACUCAAGUUUGAAGUAAAAGCUACAGUCUCACCAGAGCCACAUGCAAAAAUUGUUGAACUACACAAGGAUGAAAAUAUUGCAUACGUCCAUCUGGAAGGAUUGCAUCACCAAAAGCCAAAACCAUAUUUUCGUAUGAUGAUUAUAGCAACCAGUUUUAUACUGGGUUUCACUGUAUUUUUAUUCCUUUCAUACAUCAUGUGGAAGGCAGGUUUCUUUAAAAGAGAAUACAAAGCUAUUCUUCAAGAGGAAAAUAGAAGAGACAGUUGGAGCUAUGUCAACAGCAAUAAAGAGAAUUAAAGACUUCUUUAAAGUAUACCAGUCUCAGGUUAACUAAAAAGAUGGAAGACACUUCUUACAAGAAAACGUUGUCAACUGAAUUUUCCUGUUUACUCAUCUUGAUGUUCUUUUAGUGGGGGAAAAAGCUUAAAUUUGACCAUGUGGUAUAAUGCAUUAUAAUUCAAAUAAAGGAUCUCAAUGGUCAUUGUUAUUUCAAGAAAAAUGAAGAAGAGAUAUCUGAAAUAAUCAAAGACAGCAUUUUUCUCAUGUGUCAGAAGGAUUGAAGAACACUAAAAAAUUUUAUUUUCUUAUGCUAAGUAGUUCUCUGAAGAAAUUGUGGGAUGCCAGCAUACGUGAAUUGAGAUAAAUCAUGGAAAGAAUAAGUAACUCAAUUUAGCAAACCUUUUUACUUGAAGCAUUCUUUUGAAUACAUGUACUUUCUAGCUGUACUCAUUAUAGUGAUGAAACAAACUCUUAUCAAAUGGACAUAAGUUGCUUUGGAAGAAAUAGUUGACAUAUUUAAAGUAAAUCUUCUUGAAGUAUUGUUCAUUGCAUUUCAAAGGGCUGUUUUCAGAUCUUCCUAUAUAAGAUGAUCAGAAAAGGAUUACCUUAUGUUAAAACAAGUGCAUCUUUAAUAAUCUUUGAUUAUAACUUGCUUCACUUGGAUUCCAAUCAACAACUAUUUAUUAAACAGCUUAUAAUACUUAAUAACUGAAGAAAAUAAUAGCUGAAUUUUAUAUAUAUAUAUAAAAUAUACUGAUCAAACAUGAGACUAAAAGGUUUGUACUAUAAGAGGGUAAAUGAUGUGUGGGGGUUUUUUAGGUCUAUGGAUUAACGUACACAUAUAUGUAAAAUAAGCAUUAUUAUGUAUAAGAAUAUAGAAAAUUCAUUUGUGCUUCUUCAGCUUGUGUGAAUAUAUAUAUAUGUAUAUAUAUAUACAUAUAUAUAUAUAUAUAUAUAUAUACAUAUAUUCACAAUAUACUUUCUUCCAUGGUAACCAUGAACAAAUCAAAGAAAAUAGUUUUUUUAACUGAUUGUUUGUAAAUUUGAAAAAGUAUUUACUUCCAUGAUAUUUUUAAUAUUGAGACAACAGAUUGUGAGUGUUGCACUUUAGCUAAUAUCUGAAUAGGAAAUACACCGAUGUAUAUGAUGUAUGUAUUGUGAAAACCAUACCUCACUAAAGAUGAAAACAGCAUUAAAGCUGUUUAGGGAUAACCAUUAUACAGAAAUACUUCUAUGAUUGGAGAAUAAUGAAAUGCACUAAUAUAUAUUUGAAUAGUAAUGUGUUCUAUUCAACUUCUAGUAUUAAAUGAAUAUUCAUCAGUUUUUAUUUUGUUUUUGUUUUUUCACAAGAUGGACAAGAAAUCAAAAAUGUAAGCAUACUAAAAUAUUUGGGAAUUGAAGGAUAAAUACAAAGAAUCUAAAUAUAGCAAAUAUUUCCAUUAAAAUGUAAAGUAAUUUUUAAAGUCAUGAAAUAGUUUUUUACAGGUUUUUAGGUAAUUUAUGUUGUAUUUGCAAAUGGAAAUGCAUUUCAGUUGUACUAUUUAUUACAUGUAUAUUAAUAAGAUGAUAGAAAAAGUAGGCAAAUACAAUUUUAUCAGAAUCUGCUUGUCUGUAUCUUUGUAUAUGUGGCAAAAUAUAUAACUUUUUAAAAACCUGAUAAAAUCUGUUUCACAGUUAUCUAGCUCUUUGAUUUAUCUUUGUAGCUCUUUAUUUUGUUGUUGAUUAAAUGUAAAAUA
This is a messenger RNA of Sarcophilus harrisii (Tasmanian devil), 5589 nucleotides long. It is a transcript of the gene ITGA4, whose product is annotated as integrin subunit alpha 4. NCBI's taxonomy places the organism in Eukaryota, Metazoa, Chordata, Mammalia, Dasyuromorphia, Dasyuridae. Gene Ontology annotation, biological process: cell adhesion mediated by integrin; cell-matrix adhesion; cell-cell adhesion. The record is from RefSeq and is a predicted model, not a curated record. Gene Ontology annotation, cellular component: external side of plasma membrane; integrin complex. Bases 779 to 3871 code for a protein of 1030 amino acids. Gene Ontology annotation, molecular function: integrin binding. The transcript has 28 exons.